CGCAAUCCACGGGACGGGCAUCUGCCUAUGAGUCACGGACGUCAAAUUCCGACCUAUCAGACGGCUACUUCUUCUUAUAUAAAGACGACAACGUUCGGUUUAAGGAUGUACGUUUGUUCCAGUGAACACCUUGCCAGGUUCUACGUCGCAGCCAAGCCGCCUGGCACUGCGUGGUAACGUGUUCUUCUUGAGCGACCAUUGCAGAGGGGCUGGAGUCGGGUUUCUGUCGGACAAAGGAACCAACGCCAACUAGGACGAGAAGCAACUAAAGGCAUUUGGCGGACUGAACUAUUGAUUUUGGGCAACAAGACGUUCUCUAACACCAUGAUGGAGCACAGCUUCUUUGAAAGAUGGAUGAGCAACGGGUUCAAAAAGUUCGGACGGACGAUAGCGAAACAGCCACACGUCUUUCUGUUCGUCUCCCUGCUAGUGGCCGGAGGUCUGGGAGGAGGACUCUACUUUAUAGACAACGAGAAUUCAAUCGAGAAGCUUUACACGCCCGACAACGGGGCAGGGAAGUUUGAUAGGGGAUACAUCCAGGACCAUUUCCCCAUCAACGAUUCGGAACACUUUCUACCCUCCCGGCUCAUCACGACUGGGCGGUACGCAGCAAUCAUCGUCAGGGGUUGUGGCCAAAUAGUGGACAAUGUGCUACACGAGUCAGUGGUGAACGCGACUGUUUCUCUCCAUGAAAACAUCACUCGAAUAGUGACAGAGGAUCGCGGUUUGAACUACACGUCCGUGUGUGCUAGAUGGGAAUCUGAAUGCGUCGUCACCGGCCUGGACUUUUUGGAUUACAUCGCGGCGCAGGUCCCUAACGUUACGGUGGGAUACCCGCUCCAGGACAGAAUUUUCAGCGGCGCUGUCCUUGGCGGCGUGACGCUGCUGGAAGACGGUGCGGAUAGUACUACUGUAGAGAAGGCGACGGCUUUGAAGCUGAUCUACCAUCUCCGGUCUUCCAGCCAAGAGGACGACGAGUCUAGCGAAGCAUGGGAGCGCGCGUUCCUCAGCUACAUGGCGACGUUCUCCUCGGACUCCAUCGACGUGACGUGGUCGACGUCCCGCUCCCUGGAGACGGAGAUCUCGGAUCUCACCAUCAGUACCGUCCCCGCGCUGGCGGCCUACACCGGCAGCAUCCUGAUGGCUUUCGCCAUCCUGUCCUGCCUAAUGAUAGACCCGGUGCGCAGUAAGCCCUUCCUGGGAAUGGUGGGCGUCCUGGGCGCGGGGAUGGCCGUCCUAGCGACCAUCGGCCUGAUGUCGUACUGCGGGAUCAAGUUCAACACACUGGUGGCCGCGAUGCCUUUCCUGGUCAUAGGUGUGGGCGUGGACAACAUGUUCAUCCUGCUGGCUGCGUGGAGGAAGACCAACCCGUGGGACAGCGUGGAAGAACGGUCAGCCAACACCUACGCCGAGGCCGGAGUGUCCAUCACCAUCACGACCCUGACCAACGCCUUGGCCUUCGCGGUGGGCGCCAUCACCAGCUUCCCGGGGGUCCGCGUCUUCUGUAUGUACAGCGGGAUCGCCAUCGUGUUUGCGUACUUGUUUCAGCUCAAUUUCUUCGGGGCGUGUAUGAUAUAUGACGGCCACCGAGAGAAACAGAACCGACAUUUCCUGACGUGCAUGACGGUGCCCCUUCCGUCAAAAGACGACCAGGCCGGCUGCUGUCAGCAGUCGUGCUGCAGGGGCGACGCGAAGGCCGGGGUCGAGCAGGACGGCAAGGAUCACAACGACCACCUCAUCAUGCUGUUCUUCAAAAAGUACUACGGGCCUUUCAUGACAAACGUGUGGGUUAAAGUAGCCGUCAUGAUCGUGUUUCUCGGGUACCUGGGCGUCGCGAUCUGGGGGUGCGUCCAGCUGAGGGAGGGCGUCCAGCUCAGCAAGUUGGCGGGAGACGCCUCGUACGUCGCCCGCUUCCUCGAGCAGGACGACCGCUACUUCAGCGAGUACGACGCCAGGGUCGCCGUGGUCGUGAAAGAGGAACUAGACUAUUGGGACCCUGACGUGCAGGAUCGCCUGGAGAACAUGUUAGCGGGGUUUGAGGACACGGCGUUUACGUAUGGCAAAAACGAGUCUGAAUCAUGGCUACGUGAUUAUUUGAAAUACAUAGACAUGUUCUGCCUCAAUCCUUAUCUACCACCACUGGACCCUGCUAAUAAAACGUCCUUCAUGGAGUGUCUCAGAGACCGCUUUCUUGAUGAAAGAUCUGCAUUUAAGAGGUAUGCUCAUGACAUAUUGUUCAAUGAAAAUGGCACUGAAAUCAUAGCCAGUCGGUUUUUCGUCCAGACAAAACAAAUUGACGGGACCCAAAAGGAGAAGAACAUGAUGCUGAAGAUGAGAGAGUUGGCAUCUGAGGCAUUUGUAGAAACACUAGUAUUCCACCCAGCGUUCGUUUAUUACGAUCAGUACGUCGCCAUUUUGCCCAACACCUUGCAAAACUUGGGUAUCGCCACGGCCGCCAUGUUGGUGGUGUCUCUGUUCCUCAUGCCCCAUCCCAUCAACGCCGUCUGGGUGACUCUCGCCAUCACGUCCAUCUGCACGGGGGUGUUAGGCUUCAUGACGCUCUGGGCCGUGAACUUGGACAGCGUGUCCAUGAUCAACCUCAUCAUGUGCAUCGGGUUCUCCGUCGACUUUUCGGCCCACAUCGUCUACUCCUUCGUCACGGCGGAGGACAGCGGCCGUAACGCCAGAGCCAUCCACGCGCUGUACAGCCUGGGCGUGCCGAUCCUCCAGGGGUCGCUGUCGACCAUUCUGGGUAUAGCUGCUCUGAGCACGGCGCCUUCCUACGGCUUCCGCACGUUUUUCAAGACGGUGUUCCUGGUCAUCGUGUUCGGGCUUGUGCACGGGAUUGUGUUCCUUCCCGUGAUGCUGUCCUGUCUGGGCCCGCAAGGAGCGGCCAACCUGAAGGAGAACAGGAGUGACGAGUCCCAGGCCGGCCACUUCAGCACCUCCAACCGCAGCGCUGAAAACGGCGUCGUGCUACAAGACGUGAAAGUACAGGGCAGAUACGACAACCCACUGAUGACCGACGACAUGAAAGUCUGGCUGGACCAUUUGAAAGACGAAAAGGGGCAGAAAAACAAGGGCAAGACUGAGAGUCAAUUAAAUCUCACCGCGAACCCAGAAACGGGCGUUUCAAUGGAAGAGAUAAAAAUUGUACCUCAGUGAUACUCUUGGAGUCAUUUCCUCUAUCUGUGCCAUAUUAAGAGACGUCAAAUUCAUUUGUCUAAAUAUAGUAAACCUUAGGAAUCGCUGCUACAAACUGCCAGGAAAGACAAACAAAUCGCAACAAGCUCCAUACAAAAGACUGGUAGGUACGAAAACCUUAUUAGCUCUUCACAAAUGUCGCUACCAUUGCUGUGU
Branchiostoma belcheri (Belcher's lancelet) is the source of this 3360-nucleotide messenger RNA. Its product is annotated as patched domain-containing protein 3-like. Gene Ontology annotation, cellular component: membrane. NCBI's taxonomy places the organism in Eukaryota, Metazoa, Chordata, Leptocardii, Amphioxiformes, Branchiostomatidae. The record is from RefSeq and is a predicted model, not a curated record. The coding region runs from base 325 to 3165 and encodes 946 amino acids. The transcript has 3 exons.